AUGUCUAGCUUUGCCGUCGCACGUGCAUACCAACACUCUUUCCGUACUUACCCUAGCAUUACGCUCGCGUGCAUAGGCGGAACCAUGAAUGCACUCGGCGAUGUCGUCGCUCAGGCCUCCCAGAUAAUCUUGACAAAACGACAUGAACAACGCCCGACAUAUGAUUUCCACAGAACAUUUCGCUUUUUCUGCUUCGGUUUUGCGAUAAGUCCCAUGAUUGGACGAUGGAACAAAUUCCUAGAGCAUCGGUUCCCAAUGCGACGCAGCGCUACCAACUCGAGUCGUGGGAGGGCAAAAGCCCUCGCUAAAAGAGUCGCUUGUGACCAAAUUUUCAUGGCGCCAAUUGGGCUCGCUGUUUUUUUGGGUUCUAUGGGAUUAAUGGAAGGUCGAAGCCCCGCUCAAAUACAAGAAAAAUACAAAGAUCUUUACAAGCCUGCCCUCAUCACCAACUGGCAAGUCUGGCCGAUCGCACAACUCGUCAACUUUCGGUUCAUGCCUCUUCCCUAUCGCGUCCCAUUCCAAUCCACCUGUGGCGUGUUCUGGACACUCUAUUUGUCCAUCAUCAAUUCAAACGAGGAUCAAAAACAAGAUAGACGGGAUCACUCGAACUGA
Messenger RNA from Desarmillaria tabescens, 612 nucleotides. RefSeq lists its product as uncharacterized. The coding region runs from base 1 to 612 and encodes 203 amino acids. Lineage: Eukaryota; Fungi; Basidiomycota; Agaricomycetes; Agaricales; Physalacriaceae. Gene Ontology annotation, cellular component: cytoplasm; membrane. The record is from RefSeq and is a predicted model, not a curated record. The transcript has 6 exons.